Perca fluviatilis (European perch) is the source of this 2704-nucleotide messenger RNA. RefSeq names its product HCK proto-oncogene, Src family tyrosine kinase (gene hck). Gene Ontology annotation, cellular component: extrinsic component of cytoplasmic side of plasma membrane. Gene Ontology annotation, molecular function: signaling receptor binding; non-membrane spanning protein tyrosine kinase activity; ATP binding. Bases 207 to 1718 code for a protein of 503 amino acids. The record is from RefSeq and is a predicted model, not a curated record. NCBI's taxonomy places the organism in Eukaryota, Metazoa, Chordata, Actinopteri, Perciformes, Percidae. Gene Ontology annotation, biological process: protein phosphorylation; cell differentiation; cell surface receptor protein tyrosine kinase signaling pathway. The transcript is spliced from 13 exons.
UCCUUGUCCAAGCCCAGUGCGCUGCGCUCCGUCGCCCCGUCCGCAUCUUCAGCAGCCUAACCCGUACUGUUAGUACUGUUAAGGAAUGGAACCUACGGAAAAGAAAUGAGGAUUAUUCUUUAGUCGGUCAUCUGAAUCUAUAGAAGAGCACAUAGACAACACGCAGAAACAAUAGUCGAAGUGAGUGGCUGAAGCGCGAAGGCACCAUGGGCUGCGUGGGCUCAAAGAAGGAGCAGGAGCCUCUCAGCAAAGGGACGGGUAACGACGAUCUGCAGAACCGUGCGCAGACAGCCCACUAUGUCAAAGACCCCACCGCAGGGAACUCCAUGAGCAAAGCUAGCAAAAUGCCAUCCAAUGCAAUCUCUUCAGAUGGAGAGAGUAUUGCCAUGGCCCUGUUCGACUAUGAAGCCAUUCAUGACGGUGACCUUGGCUUCAAGAAGGGAGAUAAACUCAAAAUCUUAGAGGAAUCGGGGGAGUGGUGGAGAGCUAUGUUAAUCAGUUCAGGUCAGGAAGGCUACAUCCCCAGUAAUUAUGUGGCCAAAGAUACUCUGGAGGCAGAAGAGUGGUUCUUUAAGGGCGUGAGCAGGAAAGAUGCUGAGAGGCAGCUGCUGGCCCCUGGCAACAAAUUGGGAUCCUACAUGAUCCGAGACAGUGAGACCACCCAGGGCAGCUACUCCCUGUCUGUCAGGGACCUUGAUGCUCAUUCCGGUGACACUGUUAAACAUUAUAAGAUCCGUACGCUGGACAACGGAGGGUUCUACAUCUCCCCCCGCAACACCUUCAGCACCCUGCAGGAGCUGGUCAACCAUUACAAGAAGCAGGGAGAUGGCCUCUGCCAAACGCUGACCAACCCGUGCUUGAGCCCCAAACCUGAGAAACCGUGGGAGAAAGAUGCCUGGGAAAUCCCGAGAUCAUCCCUCAAACUGGAAAGGAAGCUUGGUGCUGGCCAGUUUGGAGAAGUCUGGAUGGCUACAUACAAUAAGCACACCAAAGUUGCAGUGAAGACCAUGAAGCCUGGCAGCAUGUCAGUGGAAGCCUUCAUGGGCGAGGCCAACCUGAUGAAAAGUCUACAGCACGACAAACUGGUCCGACUCAAUGCCGUGGUCAGCAAGGAGGAGCCUAUCUAUAUCAUCACAGAGUUCAUGGAGAAAGGUAGUUUAUUAGACUUCUUAAAGAGCGAUGAGGGCAACCGUGUCCAGCUCCCCAAACUCAUCGACUUCUCGGCCCAGAUCGCAGAGGGCAUGGCCUACAUUGAGCAGAGGAACUACAUCCACAGAGACCUGAGAGCUGCCAACAUCCUGGUCAAUAAGGCUUUAGUGUGCAAAAUUGCUGACUUUGGCCUCGCUCGCAUCAUUGAAGACAACGAGUACACAGCCAGGGAAGGAGCCAAAUUCCCCAUCAAAUGGACAGCCCCUGAGGCCAUCAACUACGGCUCUUUCACCAUCAAAUCUGACGUCUGGUCCUUUGGCAUCUUGCUGACUGAAAUUAUCAGCUAUGGACGCACACCAUACCCAGGGAUGACUAACCCAGAAGUGAUCCGUUCCCUGGAGAAGGGCUACCGAAUGCAGCGCCUGGACAGCUGUCCCACCGAACUCUAUGAAAUCAUGCUGGAGUGCUGGAAGAACAAGCCUGAGGACCGUCCCACCUUUGAUUACCUGCAAAGUGUCCUGGAGGAUUUCUACACAGCCACAGAGAGCCAGUAUCAGCAGCAGCCAUGAGAAUUAACAUCCACAGAUGGGUUUUCUCUUAUAGUACUGUUCCAUUCAUACGUAACAACAAGUCAAGUUUAUAUGUGCAGCAGUGCAAUUCAGAGCCCACACAUACACAUCCACACACACACACACACACACAUCCACACACAUGCUCUCUCUUUACCAUUCUCUCUCCGUCUGUCUCUCUUUCUCUUUCUCUUUCUCAUUCAUCUACACAUAAUGUAUUGCAACAAGGGACUGUACAAAAAUUAUUGGGGAGGGUUGAUACUUUAUUAACAAUUUUUUUAAGGAAGCUAUGCAUCACUGUUUCUAAAAAAUUUUUGUAUUUUUAUUGGGCCCUCCGUCCUUUGAAUAAGAACAUUAUAAAGUAAAAUCACCACAGAUGAGAGACGCAACAUAUAAAAGCAAUAUAAAGAGUAAUUGUUAUUAUUUCUAUUAAAAUAUUGUCACAACUCAAUCCUACCUCAUACUUAGGUCAGGGACACAGCACAACAUAGCACAUGACCACAGCUGCAUCAACUGGAUAUUCAUCUUCACAAAACUGACCACAAAUCAUCUGGAUGCACACCAGCAGCAGUCUUGUAAAUCACAUUGACAUAUGCAGUAGUCACCAGUGCAUAAUAUGUGCAGACAUAUAUACUGUAUGUGUUAGUUUUAUCUGCAGCUAUAUGUCAUGUGGAUCACUAUAUUUCGGGAAAAACCUGCAAAUCAUUUUGCACAGAAAACAUUUGACCUGAUAUCUAAUGCAUAUCGCUCUCUAGGGAUGAUUACUGGUGACGGGUCAUUUUCAUUACUGAGCUUUGGAGGUAAGGUGUGGGCUGCAAAACUGGACCCAUGCAAGACUCUUCUCUACAUGUACAAGUGAAAAUAGCAUGUCUUGGCUUGGAUAGGCCCUGCUGAUGCAGAGGGUACUUCUAACAAAUUUGCAAGAGAAGGCUGAGGGGAAACAGGCCCUCCACUGUGCUGUAAAAAACAUUCUGACUACUUUUUUU